Messenger RNA from Calliphora vicina (urban bluebottle blowfly), 3052 nucleotides. Its product is annotated as kinesin-related protein 4. The record is from RefSeq and is a predicted model, not a curated record. Gene Ontology annotation, biological process: centrosome cycle; tube formation; neuron migration. Lineage: Eukaryota; Metazoa; Arthropoda; Insecta; Diptera; Calliphoridae. Gene Ontology annotation, cellular component: centriole; centrosome.
AAACAUCUCUAUGAGACCCAGUAGAGGAGGUGUUCAAAAGAAAUCAAAAACCAUGGAUUAUACAAAUUAUGCCUAUAAUGAGGCAGUGGGCAGGUUAAAAAUUAUGUUGGCUGAUUCAUAUACAGCGCCCAAGGCACCCACCACCACUUCGUAUUUGAGAAGUUUCAAUGAUGAUUCAGCGGACAAUUAUUCGGACAAUAUGUCGGUCAUAGACCGCCCAGUUUUUGCGGAUAUUUCUAAGUAUUUAUCACCCAGUCAAAAAACUCGUUUGGGUGGUGGCAGUUAUCGUCCUAAGAAAACCUUAAGUGGUUUCUCAGCUUCCAAAGAGAAUUUAACUUCACCAGCUAGACAAUAUCAGAGCACAGCCCUACCUACUGCCAACGUCAGUAGCACAGCUGCUGUGGAUUAUUAUGCCUCCUCUCCCAAAAUCACCAUACCACCCACAGACAGUGUCCAGGCUCCGGUAGAGAUUUUCAAUUUCAUUGAAAAGCAAGAAGACUACAUUGAGCAACUGGAAAAGGAAUCGAAAUAUUGUCGCAAUGAGUUGUCCAAUCUGCUGGGCAAAGUUAAAGAUGUCAUCAAUGAAAAUGAACAAUUAACUGAACAUGCUCGUAGUGAAUUAAAUAACAUGGGUAAGAGUGAGAAAGUAACCACCAGUCCCUCUUCAGACAGUGAUGAUAUUUUGUAUACGAAUAAGAAACCUUCGACUCCGCGCAAAAAGGAAGUUAAAAGUCCUCGUUACGCCUCUGCUCCUAAUAUAGUGUAUGAGGCGCGUAUUAGUGAACUGGAAGCGGAAUUAAUGCAGGCUACUAUAGAUCUAAAGCGCGUUAAAACCGAGAAUGAUGAUCUUAAAAAGAAACUGGCGCGAUCGGAUCCUUCAACGACACCCAAUUCCGCCUUAAAUUGUGAAGCCCAUCGCAAGCAAAUUGAUUUGCUACAAAAGGAUAAAAACGCUUUGGAAGAAACCAUUAGGCAGUUGCACAAAUCCUUAGAUGAUGCCAAGUCCCAACAAUACAACCAAUCAUCCAAACGCUAUGUCAAUGAUCUAGUGCAAAUGGAAAGAUCUCAAGCCGAGUUGGAGGUACGUCAUCUAAGGGAUGAGCUAGAUCGUCAACAUGAGCGUGUUAGGGAACUACAACAUGAAAUGGGUAGACGUUUGGCCGAUGAGCGUGCCAAUGCUGAGAGACGUUACAACAAUCAAGUUGAUCAAUUGGGUGGUGAUCUCAGUUCUCAGUGGGAACAAGUGGCUAAACUACAAUUGGAUUUGGAGAGACAAAAACGCUAUGAAAGUGAUUUGAAACGUGACUUGGCCAAUCGUAAUUCCCAAAUAGAAGAGCUUAAAAUGGAGUUGAGAGCAAAUCGCACCACCUUCUUGGCCGACAUGGCUCAAGCUAAUGCCGAGAAACAAUCACUGGAACAAGAAAUCACCGCUUUACGUUUGCAACUCGAUCGUGCUUCGCGUGAGAAUAAAACCGAGGCGGCUCGCUUAAAUGCUGAAAUCAAUUCGGUGCGACAACGUUUGGAUCGGGCCGAUGCGGAUUUGUUGCAUUCGAAGAGGGAGGUGUUGCGCUUGAAUGAUGAAAUAGCCAAUCUGGAAAAGGAGCUGGCCUAUGGUGAAAUGAAAAAUGAAAUACGUCCCACUAAAAAGGAUUUGGAUAAACGUAUUUCGGAAAUGCAAGAAAAGCAUGCUGAGACUGUAAAUGAACUAGAAGAAAUGAUACAAAGUCAAAAGCAACUCAUGGAUAAAUUAACCAAUGAAUGUAAAACAUUAACAAAUAAAUUAGAAGAUACAACCAUAAAACACAAAACGGAAAUAUCUUCAUUACAAUCCAAUGUUGAAUAUUUAACAAAUCGCAUGUUGAACAGCGAUCGUCUUGGUAAAUUAGAUAAUACGCCAACAUCUUACAAUAGUUUACCAUCAACAACAGGCAAAGCCUCUCUCGACUACAAGCCGACCACAUUUGGCACAACCAACAACGACACUCCACGAUCCAUUACAAAUGACUACAGUAGCAACAGCAAGACCAAUCCCUACAGCUACGAUUCCGUACUGGGAAAGACAACAGCCGGCGAUACAAACACCACAACAGCUCUACCCACCUCAACAACAGCAUCCUAUGAUGCAGACUACAAGUCUAAAUACGAAUCACCCACUGGCGCAUACGACUACAAAUCAGCAAUCAAUGACAACGAUGACGAAAAUCUCAAAGACAACAUUGGCGAAGGAGAGAAGAAGCAACAACAGCAGCAGAGAGACCCAAAUGUUGGAGAUAGCAAUACAAACGCAAAUGACCCAGCAGGAGACUACACGGCCACGGGAGAAUUACCAGAUGCCACAGAUUAUGCAGCAGCCGAUUACAGUGGCUAUGAGGGAUACGAUCAGCAGCAAUAUGAUGCCACAGCCUAUGAUCCCUCGACCUAUGAUCAGACACAAUACGGAGAAGAGUCAGCCCAAUAUGAUGGCACUGGACAGGGCUAUGACACCACAGCCUAUGACUACAAUGCCACAGAUUAUGAUGCCUCUGCAUAUCAAUACGACAACAGUGGAGGACAACAGCCAGCGGACUCCCUGCAUCCUCAGGCCCAACAACGACACAAGCACCAGCAACGCUUGCACCUGCAACAGCAGCUGCAUUACCAACACCAGCAGCAACCCCAAGCACUGGCACAAGUGGGCCAACAGAAGGCCGAACUCAACCGAGAACGGGCAGUGGCCCUGUGGGGUCAUCAAGUACAACUGGAGGAGUCUCCAGCGCAAAAUCCACUUUGCCACAACAGUCUUCCACGUCAGCAACCAAAAAGUAGUUGUGAUCCCGAUCUGGAUCUGACUUCAAAUCUAAGUAACUAUUGUAUAGAUCCUUUUGAUUUGGAAUUUAGCAUAAGUAGUCCAAGUUUAAUGCGUUCCUAUGGUUCCGAUACCUGUACAGAAUUCGAGGAUAAUGAGGCUUUUGACGAUGAUCAACACAGCAGUGAUUCGUUGACAGACAAAACUCUAUCACCGGCUCAAACAGCCAUCAGAAGAAUGUCACCGGAAACUACAGGUAUUGAAUGA